Molecule: messenger RNA, 1314 nt
Organism: Talpa occidentalis (Iberian mole)
Lineage: Eukaryota; Metazoa; Chordata; Mammalia; Eulipotyphla; Talpidae
Gene: ACTBL2
Product: actin beta like 2
Exons: 1
Coding region: 15-1145 (376 amino acids)
Biological process (GO): cell motility; axonogenesis
Cellular component (GO): axon; glutamatergic synapse; membrane
Molecular function (GO): protein kinase binding; nucleosomal DNA binding
Source: RefSeq, a predicted model, not a curated record
CUCUGGUAAGCACCAUGACGGAUGAUGAGCUGUCUGCCUUGGUGGUAGAUAAUGGGUCAGGGAUGUGCAAGGCAGGCUUUGGGGGUGAUGAUGCCCCCCGUGCCGUGUUCCCCUCCAUGGUAGGGCGUCCCCGGCACCAGGGAGUCAUGGUAGGCAUGGGCCAGAAGGAUUGCUAUGUGGGUGAUGAGGCCCAGAGCAAGAGGGGCAUCCUGACCCUGAAGUAUCCCAUUGAGCAUGGAGUGGUCACCAACUGGGACGAUAUGGAAAAGAUCUGGCACCACACUUUUUACAAUGAGUUGCGAGUGGCACCAGAUGAGCAUCCCAUCCUCCUCACAGAGGCACCCCUGAACCCCAAGAUCAACCGGGAAAAGAUGACUCAGAUCAUGUUUGAGGCCUUCAACACACCUGCCAUGUAUGUGGCUAUCCAGGCUGUGCUGUCCCUCUACGCCUCAGGCCGAACCACAGGCAUUGUGAUGGAUUCUGGGGAUGGGGUCACUCACACUGUGCCCAUCUAUGAAGGUUAUGCCCUGCCACAUGCCAUUCUACGGCUGGAUCUGGCUGGCAGAGACCUCACGGAUUACCUCAUGAAGAUCCUGACGGAAAGAGGCUACAACUUCACCACGACAGCUGAACGGGAGAUAGUUAGAGACGUCAAAGAGAAGCUGUGCUACGUCGCCCUGGACUUUGAACAAGAGAUGGUCAACGCUGCAGCCUCCUCCGUGCUGGAACGAAGCUAUGAGCUUCCCGAUGGGCAGGUAAUCACAAUCGGGAAUGAACGCUUCCGCUGCCCUGAGGCCAUCUUCCAGCCUUCCUUUCUGGGCAUUGAGUCCAGUGGGAUCCAUGAGACAACUUUCAACUCCAUCAUGAAAUGUGAUGUGGAUAUUCGCAAGGAUCUCUAUGCCAACACCGUGCUGUCUGGAGGCAGCACUAUGUAUCCUGGCAUCGCCGACCGGAUGCAGAAAGAAAUCGUCAUCCUGGCACCCAGCACCAUGAAAAUCAAGAUCAUAGCUCCCCCAGAGCGGAAGUAUUCGGUUUGGAUCGGGGGCUCCAUUCUGGCCAGCCUGUCCACAUUCCAGCAAAUGUGGAUCAGUAAGCAAGAAUAUGAUGAGGCAGGUCCUCCCAUCGUCCACAGAAAAUGUUUCUGAAUGUGCUGAAGGAUUUACAUUUUUCCUUUAUCUAGGUCAUAGUGAUGGUACUGCUUUCCUCCACUUUCCACUGAGUCAAGGUAAAUAGACUGUUGCUAGUGUGUAAACCAGCAAUGUCAUCACUAUCCAAAAAUUAUUGCCACCUGCCCUUCUAGCCACAUCUUGACUU